Molecule: messenger RNA, 631 nt
Organism: Cydia fagiglandana
Lineage: Eukaryota; Metazoa; Arthropoda; Insecta; Lepidoptera; Tortricidae
Exons: 2
Coding region: 201-578 (125 amino acids)
Source: RefSeq, a predicted model, not a curated record
GCUGUCAAAGCAAUGUCAAAACUUAUCAAAAUAAUAAAAGAAUUUAUUAUUGUACAGUGUUAAAUUAGUAUUAUAAAAUAAUUCUGUUACUUACAAUAACUAGCCACUUAUUGGCAUUAACUUCCAAGUUUCAUUUCUACCUGAGUUAUGUUAUAUAACAUGUCAAAACAAUAACUAAAUAGAAAGUCGCCAAUAAUAAAAUGAUUUACAAGUGGUGGCACAGGUGGGUUCGUAAGAAGACCAAUCCUAUCCCUGUCGAUCAAGCCUUUCUAUGGAAGCGGCGUUUCAGUAUAGCUUACGGUCUGCUGGCAUGGAAUGCUCUUGGUAUAGUGCUGUACUGUAUGGUACAAGGAAAAACGGACUGGGCCCAUUACUAUGGUCUUAAAUCAGACGAAGAACAUGACAUGCCCCCAGCGAGAGCAUGGGCUAACACACUUGGAAUAAAAAAUGCUAAAGUAUAUAGAGUUGCAGGGUUUAAAAAAGUAGAUGAAUAUGAAAUUGUGGAGGGAGAAGAGGUGAGAACAAAAAAACCGGAAAAUUCUACUGAAUCAGAACUGUUAACAGAAUUGAAAUGUUAGUUGGUAUUCAAAAAUAAUAUAAAUAAAUAAAAUAGUUCCUUAUUUAUUAUAAA